AUGAAGGAUGUCUACGGAGACGUAGUAACGACGGGUUGCAAACUUGAAAAUCUGUCCGUAAAUGGAACGUACACCGGUAAGACACUGAUUGUCGACAAUGAAAAGCUUUCAAAUUUAGAGUGUAACACAAAUUCAGUAGCUAUGAUAAUUAAUGGCUUAACGAAUAAGAACACUUUUCAAUGUAAUUUGGAUCUCAAAAAGAAUGACUUUAGUGUUAUCGAAGAACAGAGAAAUUCUUCAACUGAAAAAGUAAUAUUUUUUGUUUCUAAAAACAAAGAAAUCGGCCGAGUCUCAUUCUUAGAGAGUUUCAUCUACAGAAACAACACAUUGCAAAUUCGAGAAAUUGCUUCAAAUUUCGACGGAACUAUUUUUAAUCUUGAAAAACUCGAAAUCAUUGGAAAACAAAAUUUGGAAAAAAAUCUGUCAGUGAAGUGUGGUGACGUCAAAGAAGUGUUUGUGAUGAUUGGAAACUACUCAAAUUUUGUGUGUGGAAAUAUCGAAAAUCUUGAAAUUAGUGAAGCAAAAGUUGAGGUUUUAAAGGGCGGAAAGAUACUCAAGGUAAGUAAAGAUACGUGGAAAAAUGUCGGGAAAUUGGAGGCGGAAGUCGAAAUGAAAGAAAAAAAGAAAGAAAAACA
This is a messenger RNA of Entamoeba invadens IP1, 635 nucleotides long. RefSeq lists its product as hypothetical. Lineage: Eukaryota; Evosea; Mastigamoebida; Endamoebidae. The record is from RefSeq and is a predicted model, not a curated record. The transcript has a single exon. The annotation marks the transcript as partial.